Marmota monax (woodchuck) is the source of this 3057-nucleotide messenger RNA. RefSeq names its product Fc receptor like 1 (gene Fcrl1). Bases 84 to 1418 code for a protein of 444 amino acids. NCBI's taxonomy places the organism in Eukaryota, Metazoa, Chordata, Mammalia, Rodentia, Sciuridae. Gene Ontology annotation, molecular function: transmembrane signaling receptor activity. Gene Ontology annotation, biological process: cell surface receptor signaling pathway. The transcript has 11 exons. The record is from RefSeq and is a predicted model, not a curated record.
CUGAAAGCUGUCACCUCUUGACCUGAGGUGCAUUAUUUUUGUCAAAGAAGCAUCUUCAUUUAACCAUCUUCAAUCUGGUCCUCAUGCGGCCGGGGCUCUUGCUGUUUAUCUGUGCUCUGCUCUGUGAACCUGACGAGCUGUUUCUACAUCUUGUGCUGACAGCCAGGCCUUCCAAGCCCAUAGAGGGGAGCUCACUGACCCUGACCUGUGAGACCCGGCUCCUUCUUCAGCCGCCACCUGUCCAACCCCAGUUCAGCUUCUUCAGAGAUGGCCACAACCGGGGAUCAGAACGGAGCAGCUCCCCAAAGCUCCAGAUCCCCACGGUGUGGAAGGAAGACUCGGGGACUUACUGGUGUACCAUGACGACAGCGGGGAAUAAACCCCCCAAACAGAGCCAGAGUUCCUACAUACAGGUGCAGAGAAUUCCUGUCUCUGACGUGAGCUUGGAGACUCAGCCUCCAGGGGGACAGGUGAUGAAGGGAGACAAACUGGUCCUCAUCUGCUCGGUGGCUAAGGGCACAGGAAACAUCACCUUCGUCUGGUACAAAGGGCAUUUGGGUUUAAACCUGGAAACCAAGACCCAGCAUUCACGGACAGCAAACUUCGAGGUCGCACCAGUGACGGAGAGUGACUCCGACCAGUACUACUGUGCAGCUGACAACGGCCACGGCCCCAGCCUCAGCGGACUGGUGGACAUCGCUGUCAGAAUUCCAGUGUCCCGUCCUGUGCUCACCCUCAGGGCUCCCAGGGCCCAGGCUGAGGUGGGGGACGUGGUGGAGCUUCACUGCGAGGCCCUGGGGGGCUCUCCCCCGAUCCUGUACCAGUUUUAUCAUGAGGACGUCACCCUGGGGAACAGCUCGGCGCCCUCUGGGGGAGGAGCAUCCUUCAACCUCUCCCUGACUGCAGAACAUUCUGGAAACUACUCCUGCGAGGCCGACAAUGGCCAGGGUGCCCAGCGCAGUGAGGCGGUGACUCUCAAUUUCACAGCAGCUCAGCCCCAGGUCUCCCCCUCAGUGCCUGCCGAACCCAGAGGCGAACAUCUUACUUCAGGAGUCGUUGAGGGGCUGCUCGGCAGCCUUGGUCUCAUCACUGCAGUCCUGUUACUUGGCUACUGGCUCAAGAGAAAAAUAGAAAGAUGCUCAACCAGGGACCCACACAGGAGCCAUUCCAGUCCUGAACCUCAAGAACCCAACUAUCUCAACUCACCUGACCCAGUGCAGCUACCGCCUGUAUACGAAAAUGUGAAUGUCAUGCGUGGGGAUGAUGUGUACUCCCUGGUCUACCAUGUCCAGCAGGAGCAGGAAUCGGGAGCAGCUGAACACAUGAGGACACAGGUGGAGAAUAAGGUCUCUGCAGACAUCUAUUCUAGGCUGAGGAAGGCAAACAUUGCAGAUGUGGACUAUGACGACACUACGUAAGGUGAUGGAAGACUCUGCUCUUCAAAACCCAUCCAUGCCCGAGCCUCAGACCAAUAGGAUCUUCACAGAUUCUCAGGAGUCAGAUUUCCAAUCUACCUCAUCCACAUGCUUUUUUUCUGUGAGAAAAUCCCUUCAUCGACUGUGAAGUGAAGUUGGCACAAGUCCUGAAGAAACCACCCAGGAGAACCAACAUAGACCAAGGACAGGGAAGGAUUCUGUUACCAGAAACUGACUCCUGUUUAUUUUUAUUUUUUUUGGGGGGGGAGGGGUCGAAUUGUGAAUUUCUCUCUCUCUCUCUCUUUUUUUUUUUUGCAAGAGGAAACAAGGUGAAAUAAAAGAAGUGAGCUAUUGGAGAGGAGGACAAGUCACUGAAAGUGGACGCCAAGGUGAGCGAUUUCGCAUGACUGCUCUGCAGAGAGAGCUGGUCUGUGGAUCUGUACAAGAGCACACAGUCCCGAGCCUCCAUAGUGCUGUUUGCCUCAACUGUCCUCUUUCCACCUAAAAUAUCGUAUCCAGUGCAUUUUGAAGCACCAUUAUCCAAUUAGAAUUAAAACAUUUACAUAAGAAUUUAUUGCUUUUGCACUCGAUCUUAAUGACAUAGUUUGCGUAACAGGCCAAUCUCAACACCUCCAUACUAGUCUUUGUGUCACAGUCCUGAGUUCUGUCUGUUGAAGCCUCUAGAUGCUUUAUGAACACAGUGCUACUUCUUCCAUCUUCACACUCUUUGAAAACAUGGUAACAUACCUUGGAACCUGUUUUAAUUUUUGAAUCAAGCAUGUGCUCAUCCAUAAAUUUAACCAAUAAAGGGAUAUACAAAGUAAAACAAUAAAAUAAAAUGAAACUUGCUCUAUAAGCCAAUACCACAAAUGGCAAGUUUUGUUUUUGUUUCAUUUUAUUUUUGUCUGUGGUUCUGGGGAUUGAAUCCAGGGUGUUGUGCAUGCUAGCCAAGUGCUCAAGUCCAAGCCACAUCUUCAUGCCCACAAACGUCAAGAUUUUUUUUUUUUUUUUUUUUAAAGCUUAUGUAUGGGGCUGGGGAUGUGGCUCAAGCGGUAGCGCGCUAGCCUGGCAUGCGCGGCCCGGGUUCGAUCCUCAGCACCACAUACAAACAAAGAUGUUGUGUCCGCCGAAAACUAAAAAAAUAAAUACUAAAAAAUUCUCUCUUUCUCUCCCUCUCUCACUCUCUCUUUAAAAAAAAAGAAAAGAAAAAAGCUUAUGUAUUUCUCCAGUUACAUACAUAUAGAUACCUAAAAGCAUGCCUAUUUAAUAAGCUAUGAAAUACUUCAAAAUCUGUAUAUAGAGAUCCUUAUGCCAUUUUAAAAGUCUGUGUAGUAUUCUGUUGUAUAACUAAGUCAUAAUGUACUUUGUUUUUUGUUGCAGAAAAUAUACAUAACACAAAAUUGAUCAUUUCAACAAUUUUUAAGUGUAUAAUUCAGCAGCAUUAAGUAUUAUAACAUCAUUUAAUUCUUUUGCUUAGUGAUGAAUAUUACAGUGGUUUCCAAAAUUUUAUAUUAUAAACACAAAGCUCAAAUGUCUUUAUAUAAGCAUACUGAUAUACUCCUGCUAGAUUAUCUAAAUUUGUAAAUUUGGGAUUACUGCAUCUUAGAUUAUAUGCAUUAAAUAAAUAUUUUUGUCUUCUUAA